Gregarina niphandrodes is the source of this 1302-nucleotide messenger RNA. RefSeq lists its product as hypothetical. NCBI's taxonomy places the organism in Eukaryota, Apicomplexa, Conoidasida, Eugregarinorida, Gregarinidae. The transcript has 2 exons. The record is from RefSeq and is a predicted model, not a curated record. The coding region runs from base 1 to 1302 and encodes 433 amino acids.
AUGCAUGAUCGUGGAGACCUGUAUGAUCGUGGAGACCUGUAUGAUCGUGGAGACCUGUAUGAUCGUGGAGACCUGCAUGAUCGUGGAGACCUGUAUGAUCAUGGAGUUGUGGGGGCACACGUAGUUGAAAAGCCGAAUUCAUAUGUACGGGUAGUAGUUAGUUGUUUAGACCACGUUUGCUGGCAGAUAGUUCUACCUUCUCAUGGGCUUAUGCAUGUUCCGGAGGUGAUCAUAAGACCAAGAGAAGAAUCGGACUCGUUUUGUUACCUUUACAACUUUAUGUUGGAUGCCGAUAGGAAUUACAAAGUUGGCAACCCCAAGUCGUUCUGCUUGGGUGGCCUAACCGUGAAGGAAGAUUCGUUGAUUUACCCGCUAGCCAUCGAAAGAUUGCACAGAUUAAACCACCGCAGAAUAUCUGCAGUUAUUGCACUGGAAAUGAUUUCGUGUUAUGGACAAGGCAAAUGUGAUACUACUGCUUCCAUGACUGCUGCUUCCACGACGGCUGGUGAGAAAUUUACUAGUAAUCGCAAUGGUCAGCAGUUUAAUAGUUUCGAACAAUUCAUGGAGUGCUGGAGUCUUUAUAUGUCCCUAGAUCCUGAAGAAGUGCUGGCAAUGUGUAGAUCGCAUACUUUAUAUGGUGUUAGUAAUCUGAACGCUAUCAGUUUGAAUUAUAUCAGGCACAUAAGUCAUCAGGGGGAUUAUUAUGAUGAGUUGAAUACGAUAAAAGGGAAGCCGAUGGUAAUAUCCAGCGGUGAACACAUGACUAAAAAGACUGAACGUAUAUUGUAUGCUGGUGAACGACUGGAGACAAUUGAUGAAGAAAUAAUAAAUUACGGCCUGAAUGGGAUGAAUUCAGCUGACUGUUAUUUGCGCAAAUUAUGCAAACUCACGUGUGCUAUAAUAUACAAAUGUUUAUUAUGCGCUAAAUGUAUCAGCAUUCACACCGGACAGUAUCAAACGUUUGUUUCCAAGUUUACGAAAGCGCCCGAUGCAGUUUACAACUUUAUUAGAAACAAAGUUAACAUAAAAACAAGCUCGCAGUUAUUUGUCAUCACUAACAAUCCGGCUAGUUAUCAUGACCUAUUUGGAUUAAUAAUUACGCUAUUCUGUAAGCCGCCAUCUAUUACACUGCAUCAUUGGCUUUUAAGCAAUUGUCAUGACGUGAUUGUUAAGAAUGAUUCGUUGGAAAUGACCGGUACAAUACGGUUUUAUAUAUCGUUAUUUCUGAACUAUUUAUUGGACCAUUAUGACUAUGAAUGCUUGGUUCUAAUUUUCUGUAAACAAGAAAUCACAUGGGGAUAA